This is a messenger RNA of Macrobrachium nipponense, 831 nucleotides long. Its product is annotated as mucin-2-like. The transcript has a single exon. NCBI's taxonomy places the organism in Eukaryota, Metazoa, Arthropoda, Malacostraca, Decapoda, Palaemonidae. The coding region runs from base 1 to 831 and encodes 276 amino acids. The record is from RefSeq and is a predicted model, not a curated record.
AUGCGGUUAAUACAAAAAAAAAAUGGAAAGUUCCGAAUUAUAUUCGUAAUUUUCUGGACAGGAAUUGUGUCAGCUACUUUUCGUCCCCCAGCUGGAAUUGUAUCAGCUACUUUUCGUCCUCCAGCUGGAAUUGUGUCAACUACUUUUCGUCCUCCAGCUGGAAUUGUGACAACUACUUUUCGUCCCCCAGCUGGAAUUGUGACAACUACUUUUCAUCCUCCAGCUGGAAUUGUGACAACUACUUUUCGUCCUCCAGCUGGAAUUGUGUCAACUACUUCUCGUCCUCCAGCUGGAAUUGUGUCAACUACUUCUCGUCCUCCAGUUGGAAUUGUGUCAACUACUUCUCGUACUCCAGCUGGAAUUGUGUCAACUACUUCUCGUCCCCCAGCUGGAAUUGUGUCAGCUACUUUUCGUCCUCCAGCUGGAAUUGUGACAACUACUUUUCGUCCUCCAGCUGGAAUUGUGUCAACUACUUCUCGUCCUCCAGCCGGAAUUGUGUCAACUACUUCUCGUCCUCCAGUUGGAAUUGUGUCAACUACUUCUCGUCCUCCAGCUGGAAUUGUGUCAACUACUUCUCGUCCCCCAGCUGGAAUUGUGUCAGCUACUUUUCGUCCUCCAGCUGGAAUUGUGACAACUACUUUUCGUCCUCCAGCUGGAAUUGUGUCAACUACUUCUCGUCCUCCAGCUGGAAUUGUGUCAACUACUUCUCGUCCUCCAGUUGGAAUUGAGUCAACUACUUCUCAUCCUCCAGCUGGAAUUGUGUCAACUAACUUCUCGUCCCCCCAGCUGGAAUGUGUCAGCUACUUUUUCGUCCUCCAGCUGGAAUUGUGA